Messenger RNA from Quercus lobata, 643 nucleotides. RefSeq lists its product as uncharacterized. Gene Ontology annotation, biological process: response to cold; regulation of circadian rhythm. The transcript has 3 exons. NCBI's taxonomy places the organism in Eukaryota, Viridiplantae, Streptophyta, Magnoliopsida, Fagales, Fagaceae. The record is from RefSeq and is a predicted model, not a curated record. Bases 119 to 475 code for a protein of 118 amino acids.
CCCUAUAAAAAAGUCUCUUGCGAAAAUUUUACUACACAAAUUAUAAAACAAUAACAAAGCAAACCCAUCUUGCACUCUGUUUCUCUCUACAAAACCCAAUUUCAGUUUCUCCAUAGCCAUGGAUUCGAGCUGUAAAACUGGGUCCUGGACCAACGAGAAGCACUUCCACUUUCUAAACUCCAUGGAGGCCUCGUUUGUGCGUACAAUGUUUGACAACAACAACAACAACAACUACUACAACAACGAUCCAAUUCUCCGUCUAGAUCGGUAUUUACCAGACAGUUCUGACUCGACCUUAGAUUUGAAAAAACGCAGAAAUAAAAAGCUUGUUAACCAAGGAGUUGGUAAUAUGGGCAAUAAUGUUAAGGGUGGUAGAGCCAAACUGUACGGCAAGACUGACAAGAGAACAAGGAGAGUAUCGUCUCAGCCGUCCAUUCCACCACAAGAUCAGGUGGUCCCACAUCUUGAAAGUUGAAGAACAGGCGGUGAUAAAGAUUAAGAGGGACCCCCAUUCCAUAAUGUAUCGAUUGCUUGCACCUGUCAGCUAUGGCCUAUGAAUUGAGAAAAGAUUCUUCAUUGUAGUGAAAUUUUAUUUUCUUGUAAUUUUUUUUAAUAUUAAUAUAUUUUUUAAAUUGUCUUUCAA